Molecule: messenger RNA, 3830 nt
Organism: Hyla sarda
Lineage: Eukaryota; Metazoa; Chordata; Amphibia; Anura; Hylidae
Gene: PMS2
Product: PMS1 homolog 2, mismatch repair system component
Exons: 15
Coding region: 133-2628 (831 amino acids)
Biological process (GO): mismatch repair
Cellular component (GO): MutLalpha complex
Molecular function (GO): ATP hydrolysis activity; ATP-dependent DNA damage sensor activity; ATP binding
Source: RefSeq, a predicted model, not a curated record
UUCCGGCGCUGUGAUUGGACAGAGCGCUGAGCUGUACAGAAAGAGCGGCGCGUGCUGUCAGCGGGCGGGAGGAGCGCUCGUCCCUGACCUGCACUGUGUGCACUACAUCUCCCAGCCUGACAGUGCGGCACUAUGGAGCAGGCCUGCACGGAACCCGCUAAAUCAAUCAAGCCGAUCGAUCGCAAGUCUGUCCAUCAGAUCUGCUCUGGCCAGGUUGUACUAAGCCUUGCAACUGCUGUUAAAGAGCUUGUGGAGAAUAGCAUCGAUGCUGGAGCUACAAGUAUCGAGAUAAAACUGAAGGAAUAUGGAGCAGAACUUAUAGAAGUCUCUGAUAAUGGCUGCGGCGUUGAAGAACAGAACUUUGAAGGUUUAACUUUGAAGCAUCACACAUCCAAAUUGCAGGAUUUUUCUGACCUGGUUAACGUGGAAACAUUUGGUUUUCGAGGGGAAGCUUUGAGUUCGUUAUGUGCAUUAAGUGAUUUGUCAAUUUUCACCUGCCAUAAAUCGGCUAAAGUGGGGACUCGAUUGGUCUUUGAUCAAAAUGGAAAGAUAAUCCAAAAAUCUCCACUUCCCCGACAGCAAGGAACAACAGUCGUCAUACAGCAGCUUUUCUAUACCUUGCCAGUGCGGCAUAAAGAAUUCCAAAGGAACACUAAAAAGGAGUUCUCAAAAAUGGUUCAGGUUCUACAAGCUUACUGUAUCAUUUCAACGGGUGUGCGUAUAAACUGCACCAACCAAGUGGCCCAAGGGAAGAGGACGCCUGUCGUCUGCUCAAGUGGGACUUCAAGUAGCGUGAAGGAAAAUAUUGGAGCUGUGUUUGGACAGAAACAGUUGCAGAACUUAAUUCCUUUUGUUCAGCUGCCUCCAAGUGAAAGUGUGUGUGAAGAGUAUGGACUGAAUCCAGCAGAUGCACAAGGUGGUUUCUAUAAUAUUACAGGAUACAUAUCUCGAUGUGACCAUGGUGUAGGAAGAAGUGCCACAGACAGGCAAUUUUACUUUAUCAACCAGAGGCCCUGUGACCCUGCAAAGGUUAUUAAGGUUGUGAAUGAAGUGUAUCAUACGUUCAACAGACAUCAGUAUCCAUUCGUUGUUCUCAAUAUUUGUGUAAAUUCAGAUUGUGUUGAUAUUAACGUCACGCCAGACAAGAGGCAGAUUUUACUCCAGGAAGAGAAACUUCUUCUGGCCAUCUUAAAGAUGUCUCUUACUGCAAUGUUUAGCAGCAGCGUGAAUAAGUUACACGUGAAUCAGCAGCUGACAGAUGUCACAGGAAAUCUUAGAAGAAUAAAUGCAGAAGAAGCAGGCUGUCCCAAGGCAGAACAGCCUUGUUUAUCAGACAGAGGUGCAUUCGCUGUCUCUAAACUCCGGGAGGCGUUCUCGAGCAGCCAGAGAUCUAUGGGCAGUCCAGCAAACACUGAGAAGGUGCAUGCACAGAGCUCCUCACCUGCUCAAAGAAAACUGCAGUCAUUUUUUAACAUCUCACCUAAAGUUCCAACCAGUAUUUCUAAUGCUACAUCAGAUGUCUGUGAUGUCAAGGAGCCUCAAGAAACAAAGCAAUCAGUCCAAGAAGUUACCCAGACUGAAAGUGACAGUGACUCUGGUAAAGGGACCAUCAGCACCUCAGACAGUGAGUUAGGCUUCAGCGCUCCUGACUCGUUCUGCCGCACUAGCAGUGACAGCAUGGCGUGCUCACUAGAGAAUCUUGUAGAAACCGAGGUAAAGUCUCCAACAGCUUGUGAUCCACCUUAUGUAGAAAAUAACAUCCUAUCCCAGGAUCAGGACAGAGAUGAUAUUCCCGCUCCAGAUUGCAAACGUUUAAAAAAGGAGAUAGGGGUGAAAAACGUACAACCUGAUUCGGUCGAUGCCCCAGUUAACAUUCUAAAGAGGACUGUGCCUUUAAACUUCUCAAUGUGCCGUCUGACCAAACAGAUGGAAAAGCUGAAAAGACAAAGACAGCGAAAUGAGGAAUCGGAAAUGUUUCGGAGAUUCAGGGCAAAGAUCAGUCCUGGAGAAAAUCAGGCAGCAGAAGCUGAGCUCAGGAAGGAGAUCAGCAAAGAAAUGUUUGCUAAGAUGGACAUUAUUGGGCAGUUCAAUCUGGGAUUCAUAAUCGCCAAACUAGAAUCCGAUCUCUUCAUCAUUGACCAACAUGCAACAGAUGAAAAGUAUAACUUUGAGAUGUUACAGCAGAACACUGUCCUGCAAGGGCAAAGACUUAUCAUGCCACAGAAACUGAAUUUAACUGUUGUGAAUGAGACUAUUCUGAUGGACAACAUAGAAAUAUUUAAGAAAAAUGGUUUUGAUUUUAUCUUUGAUGAAGACGCUCCUAUCUUGGAAAGAGUAAAGUUAGUUUCCUUACCAACUAGCAAAAAUUGGACCUUUGGCCAGCAAGACAUCGAGGAAUUAAUCUUUAUGCUUAGUGACUCUCCGGGUGUUAUGUGCAGACCAUCUCGGGUACAGCAGAUGUUUGCCUCAAGAGCGUGCAGGAAAUCUGUGAUGAUAGGAACGGCCUUAAACACUCAUGAAAUGAGAAAACUGGUGAUACACAUGGGAGAAAUUGAGCAGCCAUGGAACUGUCCCCAUGGGAGGCCGACAAUGAGGCACCUUGCUAGCCUGGAUAUGAUCGACUUUUGAGUAACAUACGCAGAGGAUGAAGAGGCACAAAAAGAAAAUUACUUAUAUUAGAGACUUUUAUGGUUCUCCAUUACAGCAGCAGCCACACCCAUAUGUUUUAUCUCAUAACAGACCGUAUUUUAUGAUUUACUUAUUAUUAAAAAAAAUAUAUAUAUUUUAUAAAGCCCAAGUUUCAGGUUUUAUUACUUGUUGAUAUUAAGAAAUAAAUAUUUUUUUUCUAUAAACCUUUGUGUAUGUCCUCAUUUAGUUGUGUAUUCUUUACUAGCUACGAUAGCUGAGCAUUACCAGUAUGAGGGAACAAACACACUACAUUCCUGUCGCUGUUAAUCAUAUCCGUCUGCACCCCGCCAAAAAGAGGAUUCUGACGUAUACUGUUGACAGUGAACCAUUCACUGCUAUGGCUGAAAGUAGUCGCCUAUUGACUCCUUUCAGAACGUAAGGGCCAUUUCAAGGGCUCAAGAGCAGCACUAGUCAUGAGUGUGCUUUAAAUAGUGGCUACAUCCCGAACUGAGUCACCAGGGGUGACUCCACUCAGCCAUAGAAGUGAAAGGGGUCCACUGAUCCCAAAAUGGCAUCCCGUUUUCGACAGGGUGCCAACCAAUUCAAAUAACAACGGCAGGAAGGUAAUGUGAACAUACCCUCAGACCAAUUUGGUAGCAGUAUAGGAAAAACUACAACUGUGGUGGAUGCUCAUAUUGUAGGACCCAGAUAUUCUUCUGCUGCCCUGUUCAAUUAUUAAAUAAGUCCUAAGGAAGAAUGAAUCUUUAGAGCAGUGUUUCCCAACCAAGGUGCCUCCAGAUGUUGCAAAACUACAACUCCCAACAUGCCUGGACAGCCUUUGGCAUUUUGCAGGGCCCUUUAACAUCUCAGGGCUUGCUGAUAACAUACAGGCACGUCUGUUACCAGGGUGGAAGACAUCAGUGACGUCACGAGCCCCAUCAGAGAGCAGUGCGGCAGAGUUCCAGGCUGCCGAAGCCACCACACUGUACUGUUUUAUUAGUAAGGGGGUGACAAGCCUUCUCAAAAUGUUUGAUUUAAAAAUAUCUAUGUAUAACGUGUACUGUUUUAGGUUUGGGCCUGCUGCAUAGGCUGUAUCAGGGCACGCUGGGCAUUGUAGUUAGUAACUGCUGCAUUUCCCACCCUAGGCUUAUACUCGAGUCAAUACAUUUUUUUUUUUUUUUUUUUUUUUUUUUUUUUUUUUU